Cheilinus undulatus (humphead wrasse) is the source of this 2347-nucleotide messenger RNA. RefSeq names its product family with sequence similarity 219 member Aa (gene fam219aa). The transcript is spliced from 6 exons. NCBI's taxonomy places the organism in Eukaryota, Metazoa, Chordata, Actinopteri, Labriformes, Labridae. The record is from RefSeq and is a predicted model, not a curated record. The coding region runs from base 156 to 722 and encodes 188 amino acids.
UUGCUGUCGAGUCACCUCUGUCAGGAUGGAGGAAAACGAACUGCUAUCAUGCUGAAUAACGACAGAUACCGACACCCGAACAUCGUAAACCCGGCUAGUUAGACACAAGCUAUCGUUUUUAGACUGCUGUGCCGUUUCUUUUUCGCUUCGCCAAAAUGAUGGAAGAAAUCGACCGGUUUCAAGUGCCUCCAGUCAACGGAGAGACGCAGCCAUUGGACCCAGCAGCAUCCUCCACCUCAGAGGCAGACCCUGAUGCCAAAGGAGAGACUGUGGCCAUGAACUACAAGCCCUCACCACUGCAGGUCCAAAUAGAAAAACAGAGAGACCUCGCCAGGAAGGGAUCUGUGAAGAAUGGCACCGUGGGAAGUCCUGUCAAUCAACAACCCAAGAAGAACGCCAGGACAAGGUUGGUGGUACCAAACAAAGGGUACUCAUCUUUAGACCAGAGCCCAGAUGAGAAGCCCCUGGUUGCACUGGACACUGACAGUGAUGAUGACUUUGACAUGUCCAGAUACUCAUCAUCAGGAUACUCCUCAGCCGAGGUGAGAUGUCUGAGGGACCAGCAGAUCAACCAGGACCUGAACAUCCAGCUCCUGAAAGACGGCUACCGACUGGAUGAGAUCCCAGACGAUGAGGACCUCGAUCUGAUCCCCCCCAAAGCAGUCAACCCCACCUGCAUGUGCUGCCAGGCUGCUCCCUCCACAGCCUGUCAAAUCCAGUAGCACCAUUCCCACCCCUUUCAAAAUAAAUCUCCUUCCUGCCAACUGCACUGAGGCCAACAACUAACCAGAACGGCAGCCCGGGGAGGUGGCUAUGGCACAAAGGGAAAACAAGGAUACCGAAGUGAGAAUAAAAAAAGGGAAAUAGUGAAGAAAAGAGUUGAUAUGUACAGUAAGUGUGCACGUUCCUCCUAUGGUUGGAUCAGUGCAUCGUUCCUUUGCAUGGUCAGAUCGACAAGGACUCGACUGAUGGCAGAAACAUUACCUCGAAGGAAAUACAUAUUACUUUUUCUUCUCUUUCCGUUCAAUUUCCAUCUCAUGCUUGUAGAUAUUUGGAUUUACACAGACCUUUGUGAGGAUCGUUGAACAAAAACAACAUGGGAUGUCAAGAAAAAAACAUGGUGAUGACAGUUCUGUGACAUCACAGCGGCCGUGGCGUCUACUGAUGGACGAGAAGAGAUUGGAAGUUUUGUAGAGACCAUUUUUUUCUGUUUCUCCUUUCUUUCAGCCGGUCUGCUUCGUCUUCCCUUGUAAAUGUGUCAAACAUGAAAAUAAUGUGUGUGUCUAAAUAUGUCCAGGAAAGUAGUGCUAAAAUAUCAAGCUGCUGAUAAAACACUAAUGCUUACACUAAGAUAUCAAAUCCAGAGUUUUUUUUUUAUUGUCUGUUACACAAAGGCUGUACUGCAUAACUGUUUUAUAUUCUGUUAAAAAGAAACACAACCUGUUUUGCAUGUUGCCUGUCCUAAUGAGCAGCCUGUGCAGGUAAUUUACUGGAGUUUAUUUAGACCUGAACACAUCCAUGUGCCGAUGAGACAUUAUAUGAGGUGUCCUUUUAAAAGCUUCAUAGUUUACCCACUGUAAUACCAGUAGAUGUAGAGAAACAGUUAGUAAAACUGAAAGCAGGUCAUGACUCAUGACUCAUGAGUUUCUGUACUUUUUUCCUGUUUUGUUUAUCAUGCUAGUCCAACAUGGUUGGAUGUUUGAGAAGGAGGAAAGUGCUAUCAACACUGAAAAUGUGGAUUCUUGGGGGAAUAACUUAAUCAUGAAAGUUGAAGAAUAUGGGCAACUACAUUAAAAAGUUGUGCAUUUUUGCUCCUUCAUGGUUUGAGGUUCAGAGGAAUGUCUACAGAAUGAUUCUUUAUCACCUUGAUGGAAAUAAAAUAGAUAAUUUUUGUUUUGUGUUAGGAUUCCAGGACAUUAUUUGCUUAUCUGACAAGAAAAUAAUAUGAUUGUCAUUUUUCUGUUUUGAUGUCAGUGUGUUUGUUUGCUUUGUAUUCUUGUACAUUUGCUUUUUUUAUUUGGGGACAAGAAGUGUAUAUGUAGCACCGGACACAGCUGUGUAUUGUCGAUGCGUUAAUGCCAAUGGAUAUUAUCCAUGAUGUGCAGAGGGAAGUAGUCCUUGGUGUUUGGGAUGCAUACUGCUUACUGUGUUUGUCAUGUUUACAUCAUUCUGAAGACAUCUUCAGUACUAGGUUGCACCAGCUAUGCUUAAGUUUAAACAUAGAUUAGAUUAAACAGAAGAUCAAAUUUAAGACAGGGUUUGUACACCUCUAGAAGCAGAAGGCCAGCACUCAAAUGUCCUUUUUAACAUUUAUUCAGGCUAACAGGCCACAACAGACGCGUUUCGA